Messenger RNA from Aphanomyces invadans, 1176 nucleotides. RefSeq lists its product as hypothetical. Gene Ontology annotation, biological process: methylation. The coding region runs from base 13 to 1053 and encodes 346 amino acids. Lineage: Eukaryota; Oomycota; Saprolegniomycetes; Saprolegniales; Verrucalvaceae. The transcript is spliced from 4 exons. The record is from RefSeq and is a predicted model, not a curated record. Gene Ontology annotation, molecular function: methyltransferase activity.
CAAGUGCGUACGAUGGACAAGGCCGAGAAUGACAUGCACGUUCAGGACACGGCGACCGACGCGGCCUCCUGCAAACUGUCCGCCGUGACUCUUGGCUAUUGGGAUGAUGCAUUUGCAGGCAGGUUUGCGAAGCCCAACAGGAAGAUGCCCAUUAUCAAUAGAGGGUACUACGCUCGAGUACGAAGCAUUGAAGUCCUCGUCCACCGUUUCCUGGCCGCCACGGCCCCAGCGUCCAGCGUGAACAGCGAAUCAACUCCACCCCUUUCACAUACGCGGCAGAUCGUCGUGCUCGGUGCAGGUCAAGACUCCAUGUACUUUCGACUGAAAACGCGCAACGACGUCGAGGGCACCGCGCUGUUACUUCGAACGUUGUACGUGGAGGUCGAUUUUCCCGCCAUCACGCGCGCCAAGGUCCGCCUCUGUCGGCGGCAUAAAGACCUGUCGAACGUAUUUGGAACAGUCGAAACGAGUAGCGACAUGGAACUCACGGCCAGUGGAUACGCUCUCCUCGCGUGCGACUUGAGAGACGUGGCCACCGCCCAAUCCAAGCUGCUCGCAGCUGGCAUCGAUCCGUCCAUUCCAACGCUGAUUCUGUCGGAAUGCGUUUUGUGCUACAUGGACGCGGCAGAUUCCGCGCCGCUACUCCAGUGGUUUGGCACUGCCUUUCGCGACGCGUCCGUCAUUGUGUACGAGCAAAUCCGACCGAACGACGCGUUUGGGCAGACCAUGGUGCAAAACAUCCGCAUGCGCGGCUGCGACCUCAAGAGCAUUUCGACGUAUCCCGACGCAGUGGACCAGGUCCGCCGGUUCCGCGACGCCGGAUUUGCACAAUCCGAAUGCUGGGAUAUGAACCAAGUGUACUAUGGGUUUCUCGACCCCGUCGAGCGCAAGCAGAAGGAGCGGCUCGAAAUGUUUGACGAGCUCGAAGAAUUCCAUCUCUUGCAAGCUCACUACUGCCUCGUGGUCGCGUCCACCCAGCAAACGACCCCCGCCGCCGUCGCCCUGCGCCUGGCCACGAACGCUGCCGCCGCCGAGCAUGGUAGCCAAUGCUAGGACCUCGAGUGUAGACAACGAUAUGACGUCGUCGAGAGCAUUCCACAUUGCGCGCAUCCAUCGAUACAACAAUCCAAGUCGCACGGAAUCCUCAUGCGCCGCCAUGCUAUACACGGCCGCGCU